Molecule: messenger RNA, 1004 nt
Organism: Trematosphaeria pertusa
Lineage: Eukaryota; Fungi; Ascomycota; Dothideomycetes; Pleosporales; Trematosphaeriaceae
Exons: 1
Coding region: 40-852 (270 amino acids)
Source: RefSeq, a predicted model, not a curated record
AGCUCCCCAUCGCAGACCCGCACACCGCGCACCACAACAAUGCAACCAGAAACUCCGAACACCCGCUCCCCACACGCCACCCUCCUUCUCCCUCCCGAACUCCGCAACGCCGUCUACACGCACCUCCUCCUCUCCGCUAAACCCCUCUGGCUCGUCCCCUCCCCGCGCACGCCACAAAAAUUCCGCCUCCGCGAGCACGCACCGCAGGACCACGCUGCCAUCCUCUGCACCCUGCACGAACUCAGCCGCGUCAGCCGCGCCACUUCGCAAGAAGCGCGCUCUUUCUUCUACGCGCGCAACAGCGUCCGCCUCGUGACGUACGCAUACGAGUACCUCCCGCUGUUCACUUCGUAUCUGCGCAGCCUGGGGCGCGCGAAACGCGGGAUGCUGGGGGAUCUGGCGAUGACGGGGUUGAUGUAUAGCAGCAAGGGGGAGGAGGAGGAGGAGGAGCUGCAGAAGCUGCUAGGCGGGUGUACGGCGCUGCGCAAGCUGGAGCUGCAGCUUAACGUGCGGCAGUUCUGCGCGUCUGAUCUUGACGGUUUGGCACGGAAUCUUCGGGGUGGGAGUGAGCUCCCGCGCGUCGACUUUUCGGGCUGGGCGCGCGUGAUUGCGCGGUUGGAGCGGCUGGAGCGCGUGCGCUUCUUGCUCACUGAGUAUGUGGACGAGGCGGCGGUGCGGGAGGGCGGGAUGCUGGCGCCUGAGGAUGUGGAGAGAAGCCGGGUUGAUGCACUGGCGCGGGCGCUGGAAGUGCAGCUUGUGGAGGCAGUGCGACUACAGGGGAAAUGCGUUGAUAUUGAUGUUACGUAUGACGGGGGUCGGAGGAUGCCGUAUUGGGGCGUGCUCUGGCAUUGACGUAUGAGUGCACAAGAGGGUGAAGGCUAUGUAGGCAUGGUUGCGACUUGUGGGUUUUCCUGCUAGGCCGACUAUGCGGGAGGUAUAUACGAGGAAGCCGGCGUAGGCUGGCACAGCAGGAGUACAUAUCGCAAUAAACGAACAACCGAACA